AUGUUAAUAAAUCUGAGAAAAGUUGUUAUUGAUCGUUUUGCAAUUAAAAUUGGCAGGAUUCCCCACCCUAAUUGUAGGAAUCCGGCGAGAUCUUCCAUACACACCUCCAAUGUUAGAUUCUACCAAGAAGUCAAGGAGAAUGUUUCAGAAACUCCCAGUUCCACAGUGGAUUCCACAAGUAUUACAAACAUAUUGAGGAGUUUUAUCGCCUCAAAUUACGAUACUAAAGUUUUAAGUCAAAUAUUCUCCCUUGAAAAAUCUGAUGAAAGCACACAAAAAACUGACAACCUUACUGAUAAUAAAUACAAUUUAUCUAAAGAAAAAAAACUUGAUAUUGACUCAUAUUUGACAAUUUUAAAGCUGUGCGAUAAGCUUAGCAUAUCUGAGUUGGACUUGAUUUCACCCCUCUCAGUUAAUUUGAACAAAUUACUCUGUAAAUUACUCGAAAACUCAACUGAAACCGAGUUGUUACAACAUAAGAUAAAAGUUCUUGAGAUUUGUAAAAUAUAUAAUAAACUGAAGAUUUUGUAUGAUCCGUUAUUUCUCACGAUUUCAAAACAAUAUUCAAAGCUCAUAGAAAAAUUUGGCUGGGAUGAUGUUGUCUUGUUACUUCUAUCCUUUUCUAUUCAGAGAUAUAACGAGCCUGAGAUAGUUAAAUCCAUUCAUAAAAGAUUAUUGGAACAAGAUUUGACUGAAUUGGAGCCCAGCUCAGCAGUAUCUUUAUACUCAAGCCUGGCCAACCUGGAGUUUCUUUCCCCCGAUGUAAAAAGAAAACUUGAGUCAAAGUUUGUUAAGAAAGGUGAAAAAAUCCACAAUUUCGAUCCAAAUUUAAAUUUUGAAAGUUUAAUCACAGUAGCUUACUCUAACCUAUUACUUGAAACACCAACAGUUAACGAUUUACAAAUUGUUCUAUCGGCACUAUCCAGAAUAUCAAGACUGGGAAAUUACGAAAACUUAAGCUUAAACUCCCUUAGGACCUUUACAGUGGUUUUAUCUUACAUCAAAUGUUUACAUAAAGAUUUAUACAAUUCGCUUCCAGAAACUGAUAAGGCAAAGUUAAUGGAAAUACUGUUAAAGUAUAAUGAGACUAAGAGGUUUAAGAGUUCAAUAUUCACAGACAAAGUGUCAGAACACCUGAGGAGGAUGAGAAUAAGAUGUGAAACUAAUGUGUAUAAAAACGGAGUUUUGCUGGAUAUUUUGGAGUCGGACCAGAACUUGGUCUGGCUGUGUAAUUCAUAUCACAGGUUCUACGCGACAACUUUUAACAUGACGGCGAACAGUAAACUGUUGACAAAACUGAUAAAGGCGUUUGGAUACAAGGUUUCAGUAAUAAACUAUUACCAAUGGGGAAGAAUGAAAUGUAAAAGAACAAGAUUUGCAUUCCUUAGGAUGGCAAGAUAUUACACACUAAAAGAUAGAAGGUACUCAACUAACUAUAAGACUAUAAAUACGAUGCCAAAUAUUCUGGAUGGAGCCUUCCAUAUAUUUGGUGGAACUACGGAGACAAGGAUCGACUGCAUAUCUCUCAUUAUGAUCAUUUUAACCCUUGAAAAAUACAAGAUAAAAUAA
This is a messenger RNA of Theileria annulata, 1569 nucleotides long. RefSeq lists its product as uncharacterized. The record is from RefSeq and is a predicted model, not a curated record. Lineage: Eukaryota; Apicomplexa; Aconoidasida; Piroplasmida; Theileriidae. The transcript is spliced from 10 exons. Bases 1 to 1569 code for a protein of 522 amino acids.